This is a messenger RNA of Zasmidium cellare ATCC 36951, 1263 nucleotides long. RefSeq lists its product as uncharacterized. Bases 1 to 1263 code for a protein of 420 amino acids. Gene Ontology annotation, molecular function: flavin adenine dinucleotide binding; sarcosine oxidase activity; L-pipecolate oxidase activity. The transcript is spliced from 2 exons. Lineage: Eukaryota; Fungi; Ascomycota; Dothideomycetes; Mycosphaerellales; Mycosphaerellaceae. The record is from RefSeq and is a predicted model, not a curated record.
AUGACCUCAAAAGAAAGUCGAAUUCUCGUCGUCGGCGCCGGGGUCUUCGGACUGACUCUCGCCCUCGAGCUCAAGAAACGAGGCUAUCAACACAUAACCGUUCUCGAUCGACACGCACCACCAGUCCCGGACGGCUCCAGCGUGGAUAUUUCGCGGAUCGUACGAGCAGACUAUGCGGAUGCACAUUACAUGCGGAUGGGCAUGGAGGCGGAAGCUGCGUGGCGAGAGGAGUACAGCGCCUUCUACCGUAAUUCGGGUAUCCUGAUCACGGCUCAGUCGAAGGAUCAUCCUUAUGUUACGCAGACGAGGGCGUUGCUGGAACAGCAGCGUGCUGCUAUGACGGUCUAUGAGGACAACAGAGACCUGGGAAGGCUGGGGUUUGGAGGCAAGUUGGAUAGGCUGUCUGGGUACAGCAGGCCUGCAGGUGGCUGGGUGGAUGCAGAAGGAUCGAUUCGACAACUUGCUCAACAUUGCGUUGAUGCGGGUGUGGUAUUCGUCACUGGUCCUGCUGGAGUGGUGAAGUCCUUGAUUAUCGUAAAAGAGGAGGUCAAAGGUGUGCAGCUAGCAUCUGGAGAAGGCUUAUUAGCGGAACAGGUCAUGCUCGCAACAGGCGCUUGGACAACGCAGCUAGUCGAUCUCAGUUUCAGUGCCGUGGGAACGUGCCAUCCAGUGGGCUUCAUUCAGCUGAAUCCGGAUGAAGUGGAAGAGAUGAAGGAUCUCCCCAUCGCCAUCAACCUCACAACAGGUUUCUUCGUCUUCCCGCCCACCGAGGAUACUCUUCUCUUAAAGUUCGCCAGGCAUGGAUACGGAUUCGAGAGCCGGCAGCCAGGUCCUAAGGCUGAUGAGGUCUCUUCCCCAAGGAUUGAAAGCAACGGGGUUGUGGCAGACUUUCUUCCAGCAGAUGCAGAAGCUGCACUGCGAGAUGGCCUACGGCUCUUUCAUUCGACUUCAAUCGCGGAGAGACCGUUCGACAAGAAGCGCAUGUGCUGGUACACCGAUACCCCUCAUGGCGAUUUUAUCGUUGAUCAUCACACGACGCUCAAGAAUCUUUUUCUUGCUACUGGUGGUAGCGGGCAUGCUUUCAAAUUCUUGCCUGUCCUCGGUAGAUACACGGCCGAUGUGUUCGAGCGUACGGCAUCGCAAGAACUUCGAGACAAGUGGGCGUUGAAGCCAGGAGACAAGUCAGUGCUGCUGCAUGGUGAUGGGAGUCGUGGAGGUCCACCGAGGCGGGUCUUGGAGACAUGGGAGCAAGCCCGAAUUUAG